UUUUUAGGACUGCUGCGCACAAGGAGAUUCAGGAAGCGAUUUAGAGCUCUUGGAGUUCUAACAGUUUAACGCCAUGGACGACAACGUAUCGUUGAAAUCGGCAUCGAUUAAUCUGGACGUCACGAAGGACAACAUGCUAGAUCUUUCGAUAACAUCAAUUCCAAUUACCGACGAGAAGACUGCUAUGGAAAACAUUGCGAGAAAUGGUUCCCGAGCAAGUGGGCUCGACUCUCCUCCUCACGAUUUUCCACCUCCACCACCGCCGCUUGCUCUUGCAAGCUCUGCUCGGGCAGCACUUCCGCUACCGCCACCACCGCCGCCUCCACCACCACCGCCACCACCACCCGAAACGCGGCCACAGCUAACUCGGCAACCGUCCAUUCCUACGAUGUCAGAAAGUUCCCUUUCAUCGCUGAAAACAGUACAAGAGAACCCGCCGCUCCCUUCAACAACCAAUUCGUCCGAGAAGCCUCGUUCGCCCAAACUUGUGCGACAUGGUGAGUGGACAGCAUACCGCGUAUCACACAAGCAGGGCAAUGCCUUCCUGCGAGUGAAAACUCACAUUUUUGGUAUUGGGUUCAAAUCGAGCCCGUGUUCACAUAAAGUAUACGAAAGUAUACGAAUCCUGCGAUUUUCUUGUUAA
Molecule: messenger RNA, 643 nt
Organism: Cylicocyclus nassatus
Lineage: Eukaryota; Metazoa; Nematoda; Chromadorea; Rhabditida; Strongylidae
Source: the annotation of a GenBank genome assembly